Molecule: messenger RNA, 1125 nt
Organism: Gadus chalcogrammus (walleye pollock)
Lineage: Eukaryota; Metazoa; Chordata; Actinopteri; Gadiformes; Gadidae
Exons: 8
Coding region: 181-1125 (314 amino acids)
Source: RefSeq, a predicted model, not a curated record
GCACGCACGCAUACUUAUGUGAUUUGUUACUUAUAUAGCCAGCUCUAAGUACUUUCUUGACUAAAUGUAACAAAAUAAGUCAAAAGUGCAUUAUCUGUUCAUCAUCAUGUUCUUCUUGUUGCAGAUAAUCUCGGCAUUUGUCUGUGCAAAGAUAAACAGCAGCCAAAACAGAUUCAUGUGAUGAAUUUUCUCAGUGGUAAAGAAGAACUUGUGGAUUUGGAGGAACUAGCCAGCAGAAUUGGUAAUCUUUCGGAUGACCAGAAAUUGCUGACUUGCAGGACUCCAAAAGAAGCAAUACUGGUGCUGAUGGAUACCAGUUCCUCCAUGGAGGAGGAAUGUGAGCUGAAAAUGAGGAAAAUAGAUGCUGUGAAGGAGCUAUUUGACAGCUUUGCAUCAAGGACCAUGGCCUAUGAUUUCUAUCACGUGAUUGGCCUCAUGGGGUUCAGCACAGACGUGAAACUCCUGCAUACAUUUAAAGAAACUCUGGAAACAUUCAAGCAAUCUCUGCGUAACCUUCAACCGAAUGGCCGGACUGUUCUGUACGAUGCCCUGCAACAAGGAGUGAAGGAAAUGGAGGAAGUGAAGAAGAGGUUCCCUGAUUGUAGACUUCGCAUCAUAUGUCUCACAGAUGGAAACAAUGUUGGGUCAACAGUUAAACCUGAAACUGUUGCAGUAAAUCUGAUCAAAUCCAACAUCAUUGUUGAUUCCGUCUUAAUUGGAAAAGUCGAUAACAGCAUGCUUCAUGGAAUCAGCAUCGCCACAGGGGGUUGCUGUUUCAAGCCAGAAACACUGACGGAUGGCCUCAAACUUUUUGAAUGUGAGACUGUUCUUUCUUUGGAAAUGAGAAAACCCAGGAAAAAACUUGAUCCAUCCUCCAUCACAAGUGAGACCGUUUUAACAAGCAUCUUUGCACAACAAGGCUAUGAUGACCUCCCAGAGACCUCUCUGCCAAGCGGGUUUAACAACACAGUGACCGUUGCACAGAAUGCUUUCAAAAGUCUAAGAUCGAAAAAAUAUUCCUCAAUGGAGAGGGGCAAACGUGUACUAGAGGAGUUGAGAAUCCUGCAUUGUCACCCUCAUCCCUACUUCAGUGUCUUCCCAUCCGACUCAGACUUCUGUAAGUGA